GAUAGCCUAUUUGUCAGUCUGAACUGGGGGUAGGCUAUCUCGGAAAUAAUCUGCCCACACGUUAAGCUGCUUUAUCCCCAACAAGCCUCAGACUGCUGCGCUCUGACACCAGUCUAAGGGAAGCCGUCGGAAUUACAAAGACAGAAAGAAAAAGUGACAGAGCACGGGCAAAUAAUUCUGCCAAGACCGGCUGGGUGACAGUCAGGGGUGUGCGCUCGCCCUGUGCCAUACAUGACCAGACUCUGGUCCUGAAGCUGAGCCUGCUGUUGUGUUGUCAGUCUGAGAGGCAGAGGGACUUUAACAACUUCACACUGGGAAUUUAACCACAGCGAGAAGCUGGCAACGGAGGUUUGGGCAUGGAACACACUGGACUUUGGAUACUCUUAAUAACAGUUUGUACUUUUCCCGAAAUAAAUGGACAAAAGGUGGAAAUGGAUGAUGGGAAGUGGGGGUAUGUUGGCUCAAAGGUGGACCUCCGAUGUCGAUUCAUCAACAGCUCCCCACCUGUCAAAAUUUCACAGGUAACAUGGCAGAAACUGGUGAAUGGUACCAAGCAAAAUGUGGCAAUUGCAAAUCCAUCCUUGGGUGUGUCUGUGGCCCCACCUUACAGAGACCGUGUUGCCUUCAAGAACGGAGCAGUUAGACGACGAACUCCUAAUCUUGAAGACACGACCAUCAGCUUCUCUUCGCUCCGACUUACUGACGAGGCCACUUACAUCUGUGAAUAUACCACAUUCCCUGCAGGAAACAGAGAGAACACUGUAAAUCUCACUGUGUAUGUCCGCCCAAAAACUCAGAUGACUCUUUCCACACCGACACUAGUGGCUCGAUCAUCCAAUUUGAAAACCCCAGUGGCUACCUGCAUCUCUGCCAAUGGAAAACCACCUGGCACCAUCAGGUGGGAGGCAAGGGUGCCUGGAGAAGUGACAACCCGAGAGUACAGGAACCCAGACGGGACAUUCACUGUUCAGAGUGACUACAUUUUGGUUCCCAGUAAAGAAACACACAGAGAGACGCUCACCUGUGUCACCUCUUACAACGAGGAGGUCUACACUGACAGCGUCACCCUCGAUAUUCAGUAUGAGCCAGAAGUUACGGUGGAUGGGUAUGAUGGAAACUGGUAUCUAAACCGAGAGAACGUCCAGCUGAACUGCCAGGCUGAUGCCAAUCCAGCUGUUUCUCUGUAUCAGUGGAGACUGAUUAAUGGCUCCAUCCCGAGCAAUGCUGAGAUCCGGGAUAAUGUCCUCAUCUUCAAAGGACCAGUCACACUGGACCUGCAGGGAACUUACGUGUGCGAUGCAACCAACAGUAUCGGGACAAGAUCAGCCUUUGUGGAGGUCAGCAUUAUAGAAAAGCCACUACCCCAGAUAGCAACAGCUGAUUUCAUCAGUGUAAUUGCCUUAUUAUUGGCUGCUGGUGUACUCAUGGGCAUUACCAUCACAGUUCUGGUGCUGAAAAUAAGAAGCAGCAAAGACAACUCCUCAAACAACUCUCCAUCCAGAAAACCGUCUCAGCCAACAAGAAAGAAACCAGGUGAUGACAUCCAGCAUUCAGGACAGUUUUAUGAAGAGCUUCCAAACACAGCGGAUUACGUCAGCUACAGACUGGCCUGUAACAAGGAUGACUACCCAGAGCCCUACUCCCCUCCUCUCUCCUUUCUCCCCCAGCAGCCCUACCACUCCUCACAAACAAUACCUGCAACAAGCAGCAGCUCCAACACCAACACCCUGCCAAAAAACACCUUCGCUCCUCCUUCACACACAACAGCCGUCUUUAAAUACCCCUCUUUGCCGGGUUUGUCUUCUCCUCCUCCAGGAGUGGGGGCGUACACUUUCCCCAAAGAGCAGUAUGUCUGAAGCAGUACUGUUGCACGCUUAAACGUCUGUGUUGAGCUCAAUGACACAGCAUUCAAAUCUAAACAUUUGCCAAGAGGAAGCUGGAGAAACUUAUCUGAGCUCAGCUGGACUGUCUAGCAGAAGCUCUGCACUGUCUACACCAACUCAAAUCCAGGUCCAAGGACAUUGAAUCUUUAGUUACUGGACUUUUGCAACUGUUUUGCUCUUUUGCCCUGUCUUUUAUUGUGUUUCAUGUUCUUUGAAAAUGGAUGUUUGUGAUCCAAGCUUAAAUUUUAGGUUAGAGGAGGUUCAUAAU
Melanotaenia boesemani (Boeseman's rainbowfish) is the source of this 2151-nucleotide messenger RNA. RefSeq names its product nectin cell adhesion molecule 1a (gene nectin1a). Gene Ontology annotation, biological process: heterophilic cell-cell adhesion; homophilic cell-cell adhesion; protein localization to cell junction. The transcript has 10 exons. The record is from RefSeq and is a predicted model, not a curated record. NCBI's taxonomy places the organism in Eukaryota, Metazoa, Chordata, Actinopteri, Atheriniformes, Melanotaeniidae. Gene Ontology annotation, cellular component: adherens junction. Bases 357 to 1856 code for a protein of 499 amino acids.